CCGGCGCCGAGCGGGGCCGGGCCGAGGCCCGGGCCGAGGCCCCAUCCGAGCGGGGCGCGGUGCCCGCAGGUGCAAGAUGCCUGUUGGCAUCGUAGCUGGAUGCAGUUUCUAGUCUGGAAAGUCCUUAAAGAUGUUUCGCAGCUCCUGGAAGGCAGAUCCUGGAACGACAGUCCAUCUAAUACGGUCUUUUUCCCUAAACUGCAGCCACCAGGGACUGGCAGUAGCAGGGUAGUGUCCCGGUUUGGAAACGUCGCUUUGGUGUCUCCCAGGAGCUGCGAACUGACUGCCCCGCGGUGAAGUCGUGCCCUUCUGCAGACCCCUGCUGCCCUCCGAACGCUGCAGCCAAAGAUUCCUCUGGCAUAAAACAGAGGAAGAGCUGGUGCCCGAUGGAAGGUGCGAUCUGGCGGCGGCCGAUCUGUUACGAGGCUGCCAGCUGAAGAACUUCAGCAUUCAAACUCCAGAAACGGGUUACAAGUCACCCUAGGAAUUAAACCAGCAAAUAUUUGGGGCCGUCUGAGGGGUAAAUAGCAGGUCAUAGGCAACAUGCAGGAGUGGAACGUGUUAGCUUCAUAAAGAAAAGAAAGUUCUGCUGUUGCUUUCCAUCUCUUCCUAGUCCCAGAGUUGCUGUGUUGUUUCUGAGUCAUGCUGUGGUAGCUGCUGAAAACUCCUGAUAUUGGUGAGGAUCCCAUAGUAAAUUCAGCAUGGAUGAUUGGGGUCAAAUUGGCAAAAGCAUCGUUGUUUAUACCCAAUCCAGCAAAAGCAGCAUCUGUGAAAAGUUCUCCAUAUUAUUUACUCAAAGUACAUGGCCCUGCAUUCUGAAGUCUGAUGACAAGAUGGCACCAGUUCUCUUUCUAGAUCAUCAUCUGCUGAACAGGUCAGGAGCUCCAGAAUACCGCUUGGCGUAUCUCUGUGAUGACUGUAGGAACACAGCGGUGUACCUGAAACCUGCAAAGAGUCUUGAAAUGCUGAGUUUUCAUCUGUAUUCAUCUUUUCUACUGGGAAAUCGCUUGAAUUUCAGCCGGGGCCAGACGCAGGAGCCGGCCUGCGCUUCCAAAGGCGCAGCGCUCACGGAGAGCGAGGGGACGGUGCCGCAGGCAGCCGCUGCUGUAUGUCCGUGCUGCUUUCAAAAGCAAGAGCCGGGCGAGGAGAGCAAAGCCGAUGAGUGAGCAGACUUUAUAUUCGGGUUUACAAGUAAAUCGAUUAUUGUCAUAGCUGCAAUAAACUGAUUACAGACAGGAGAGCUAGCUGAUGUUAUAGAAAACCUGCUAUUAAAAAUGGUGUUUCUGGACUUGCUGAGGACACAGAAAAAAACUAUUAAAAGCUCUUAUUAACCCA
Molecule: messenger RNA, 1335 nt
Organism: Rhea pennata
Lineage: Eukaryota; Metazoa; Chordata; Aves; Rheiformes; Rheidae
Exons: 8
Coding region: 702-1166 (154 amino acids)
Source: RefSeq, a predicted model, not a curated record